This is a messenger RNA of Aureobasidium namibiae CBS 147.97, 1881 nucleotides long. RefSeq lists its product as uncharacterized. Gene Ontology annotation, biological process: maturation of SSU-rRNA from tricistronic rRNA transcript (SSU-rRNA, 5.8S rRNA, LSU-rRNA). The coding region runs from base 1 to 1881 and encodes 626 amino acids. The transcript has 2 exons. NCBI's taxonomy places the organism in Eukaryota, Fungi, Ascomycota, Dothideomycetes, Dothideales, Saccotheciaceae. Gene Ontology annotation, cellular component: nucleolus; small-subunit processome. The record is from RefSeq and is a predicted model, not a curated record.
AUGGCGAAAAAGAGAAAGGCAUCUUCUGCUGGAGCGUCUAGGGACGAUGUUGCAGACGACUCGAACAAGCGCACAAAGAUGCGCAUCAAGACCUACGAAGAUGUGGCGGGCUCCGACGACGAGUUCCACAUCAACCGCGACAAGAUCAUGCUGGAUGAUGGACCCGAGGCAAAGAGGAGGAGAAGGGUCCAGGAAGAAGAGGAAUUCCUGCAACAAUCCGACGAAGAAGUCCUAGGAUACUCGAGCCCCUCGGAAGCCGAAGAUGACGACGACGACGACUUUGAAGACGAGCAACAGGUACCGGCCAACAAGUCGAAGAAGGAUGCACAGGAUGAAGAGGAGGACGAGGACGAUAUGGGUGCAUGGGGUGAAUCCAAGCAAGACUACUACAACGCCGAUGCCAUCGAGACCGAGCAAGACGCACUGGACGAAGAAAAGGAAGCUCUGCGUCUGCAAAAGAAGCAGCUACAGGCCAUGAGCGCCGCCGACUUUGGGUUCGACGAGGCAGACUGGCAACAAGAGGACGAACAGGACGCAGACCAGGAUGGCGAGGUUGUCACCGAAGUGCUGCCUCAACUCGAACUGGACGACAAAAUGGCCCCCACCGAACGCCUCAAGUUACUCAAGACACGCUACCCGGAGUUUGAGCCUCUGAGCAAGGAGCUGCUCACCCUGCACCAAACAUUCCAGGAUCUUUCUGCUGUUGAAUCACCAUCUCUUGCUGUUCAGACCAAGCAGCAAGCAGCUGCCGCUUACCUCGCCUCGCUAACCAUGUAUUUCGCUCUCCUUACCUCUACCGCCCAGGAAAAGCAAACGAAAGGUCUCGCUCUAUCUGCAGCCACCAUUCGCGACCACCCCGUCAUGGAAAGUCUGAUCCAAUGCCGUGAUCUCUGGUCACGCCUCAGAGACCUGCCCGAGGACGACUCGGAAGACGAGGACAUCAUGGAAGGAGCAUCAGAGGAAGAACCGAGCGAAUCGGAAGAGGAACAAAUCCCCGUCGCCAUCCUCCCCAAGAAGACCAAGAAAACCGCCGCCGAACGCGCCGCAGACGCAGUAACAGCAGCAGCAGAAGCCCGCCGCGCCGAACGCCUACGCAAGACCGAAGCAGACUUUGGCGACCUCGACGCCCUCCUCACCACCACCACCUCUUCCCGCCCUAAAAAUUCAAAGAAGUCACAACAAGCAGCAACAGCCGCCCUCGACGAAAACGAUUCAGACCUCGGCGAAGACACCUCCCUCACAGCCUCCGAACUCGCCGAAAAGGCAAAGAGGAAGAAGUCCCUGCGCUUCUACACUUCGCAAAUCGCCCAAAAGGCAAACAAGCGCGGUGCCAAGGUGCAGGGCGGAGACGAGGAUGUACCGCACCGCGAGCGUCUGCGCGACAGACAAGCUCGUCUGCAAGUGGAGGCAGAAGCACGAGGCAAGAGCUUCGACCGCGAUCAGCUCGGCGAAGACAGCGAAGACGACAACGACCGCGCUGUUGCCCGCGAAGUGCGUGGAGAGAAGAAUCUCGACGACGGUGAAGAAGACUACUACGACAUGGUCGCCUCGAAAGUCGCAAAGAAGAAGUCAGACAAAGCAGCCGAGGCCGCUGCAUUCAAGGCAGCAGCAGCCCAAGGCGGCAGGGUCAUUGAAAAGGAGGAAGUGGGUCCGGAUGGAAAGAGAGCAAUCACGUAUGCGAUUGAGAAGAACAAGGGUCUUACACCGCACAGGAAAAAGGAUGUGCGCAACCCGCGUGUCAAGAAGCGCAAGAAGUUCGAGGAGAAGAAGAAGAAGCUUGCCUCCAUCAAGCCAGUCUACAAGGGCGGUGAAGGAAGAGGUGGCUACGGUGGUGAACUCACCGGUAUCAAGAAGGGUUUGGUCAGGAGUACCAAGCUCUGA